UUACAUAUCGAUAAUAAACUAUUAAGUGUUUUUAAAGCUAUAAAGUAUAUAAAAAUAGGAAAUUUAAUGGGGUAGAAUUGUUGCUCAUAGUGUAAUACUAAGGUAGCUGAAUAGUUCACUUUAGAAUGUGACGAAGGUACUGAUUAGUAAUAACUAGAGGCAGUUAAGGCUUAGUUUAAGUUUAUAAAUACAAAUUAGAUUCCUAUUUUGCUGCAAUCACAAUUAUUCAAAAGUGAAUUUGUUAGGGAAAUAAAUGCUCACCAAAAGCUCAACAAAAUUGCUUACUUAUAAAAUGUGAAAAUAUAGUCGAUUAUAAACGAUCCUCUAGGGUUAUAUUUGGAGCAGUAGUUUUGCUUUGAAAUGAAUCGAUACUAACUAAAUGUCCCUAUUCUCUCUGUCAAUUUGAUUACUGAUUGGUAGAAGAUGAAGAAUAUUGUUCAGUAGAGAUUAUAAUUUGAUCGUUGUCUACUUAACGUAAUGCUGCAAGAAUUUUAGGGCAAUAAAUUUAUUCAGCCAUUGAAUGACAGGAUAUUCAACUAAUUCUGUUCAAUUCAAAUUCUGUAAGAGCUUUUUGUUUCAAUUGAUGAAAUGCUCAAUCAGUCUCAAUAAAAUUUAUUUCCUCACAAUUAAAAUCAAAAUUUUGAUAAAAACAAUAAAGUUAAAUAAUAUGACUAAGCCGUAGCAAAUUUAAACAUAGAUCAAUUAUAGUUUAGCAAGUACGCGAAUGAAGAGUUUAUUUACAUUCCCAUUAUUAAUUUAACAUUUAGAGAGCUUUCUUAAAAUGCUAUAAAUACGCAAUUUAUAGAUUGCAGAAACAUCUCUUUAACAGGAUAUAGCAAUAUAGAGUUUGUCUUAAAAGCUACUCAAAUGAUGUAAAUGUGUAUCUCCGUUUUAAAACAUUAGCAAUAAGCAAGUCCUUCACUAAAUAUAAACCCUUCCGUGCACAAAGAUAUAAGCAACUAUUAAAUAUAUGUAUUAGUUUUGCAUAAAACUUAAGUUUAAAUACAAAAUAUGCAAAUAAUAAAAACAAGAAACAUAGAAAUAAAUAAAUAUCUUUUAUGUGAUUAGUAAGCACUAAUACUUAAAUAAUAAAUUUAUUUUUAAUAAGAUCAGUUAGCUUUUCUUCUCAGUGAGCCAGUAUAAUAGUAGUUUUCAAGCUAGUUUUUAGAUGAGUUGUUAAUGUAUAAGGUGUUAAAUAAAAACACAAUCAACUAUGUUGAUAAAUAUGUAUUCAAUUUAAGAAAAACUAUUUUCGAACAAUUGACAAAAAUUUAUAUAUAGUCUUGUAAAGAUAUCCAAAAACCGUAGCUUUUUGAAGAUUAUUUGACAAAUAGCUUGAUAUAUUUCCUUAAAAGGAGUCAAGAAAGCAUUCUAUAAUAAUUAAAUGAUAAUAUAAGCAAUCACUAAGAUAAAAACAGCUUUAGUAAGAUAGUAAUUACAACAAAAAAUGGUAACUUAAAACCACAAGACAUAAUAAACAUGAGUGAAUACGCUGAUUUUGUCUUCAGCACUUGUUCAAGCAUAAUAUUUGAUGAAUAUUUCAGUAAAUUUUACUUUUAAAUUUUACAAGAUCAAGACAAUUAGCAGAUAAAGUAGACAACAACAACAAAUAUAUUCAGCAUAAUAGAAAAAAUCGUUUACAGUUUAAAUAAAAUUAAGCAAUCUAAUAAAUAAAAUAAUUAUACGAUUGAAUCUGAAAAUUUCUAUACAGAGGCUAUUUAAGAAAAUAAUAAAAUAUUUAGUAAUGGUUAAAGAAAAGAAACAGAUAUUUAAAAUAAUAACAAAAAUAAUAAAUUAAGUUAUAAUGGAGCUAUCAAUUAGCAAAGAGAUUCAAAUUUUUUAUAAAAUGCUUAAAAUUAAUUUAAAUAAAAAUUAAAUUAACUAAAUAAAAGUGAUUAAUAUCAUGAACCGUAAAAUUUUUACUCUCCUGUUUAUCAAGAAAGGUUUGUAAAGUAAAACUAUACUCCAAUAUAAGAAACUCCACUAACUACGGAUCAAAUCAUAAACAGUCUACCUAUUUCUCCUUCAAACUUGCAUGAAAAAAAAGAAGGAAAUUUUACACCAAAAUAACAUUUUUAAGGAUAAUAAUAGCAAAUUUAGCACAUUUAACAAAUUGAUAACAAUCAAAAUUCACCUCUUAAAAAUAAAAAUAUUUUCAAAUUAAAUAUUAACAAAAAAAAUAACUUUAUUGAUAGCAAUAAUUAUAAUAAUAUAAAUUAAUACUUAUAGAAUAGAGCAAAUCCUGAUAAUUAUAAAAAUAACGCAUCAGGUAAUAAUAGCACUAUAAACGAAAAAAUAAAUUAAACAGCAAAUAACGAAAAUAAUAAAUUUAUUAAAUAAAAUGAUAGAAAAGAUAUAAUUUAACAAUAAAAUAAUCAUAUAAACUUUAGAAAUGGAAAUAGCCAUAUCUAUAACAGCCCUCAAAAAAACGGAAUUAAUACAAAUCAAAUUGAAAAGAGUAAUGAUAAUAUAAUUUUAAAUAAUCCAAGCAAAAAGAGUUUAGAUAGAUAAAAUUAUGUAAAUAAAAGUAACUUAAGAUAUAAAGAUGAUACUUAGAGAGAAAGUGAUGUCUAAAGUUUAGAAUAAAAUCAAAAAGUGAAGAAUGUUAAUUUUAAUUUAUCAAACUCGAAAGUCAGCUAGAAUAAUGAAAAUAACAACAAUAAUUAAUUUUAAGGUUCACUUCGAAAAUUAAACGAAAAUAAUGAAUAAGAAAGUAAUGGCGGUUAUGAUUCACCAACUUUUCUUUCAAGUAAAAAUAUAAACAGCUCAUUUAAUGUUUUUGAUUAAUAAGACAUAUAACAAAAUAUUAGAAAUUCUCACAAAAAAUAAGUUAAUGAGAAUAAUGUUGCUUUCUAAGAGAGGACUAGUUAUUUACAUUCUGUAAACUCCAUGCAUUUAUCCAAAUUGGAUUUAUUUCAAAAAACAGAAAUUUACAACAAAAAAUUAGAUUUGUAUUUGGGGUGUAUAUUUGGUUCAUUUUUAGGAGAUUCUAUGGGAUUGUUCAUCAGAUACAAAAAAUAAUUUUCCAUCAAAGAAAUCUAACAAUCAAUCAAUAUGGAAUAUCAGCCGAGCAUCAUUUUGCCUAACCCUGCACAACUUUCAGAAAUAUCUGAAUUAUCUCUUGAAAUUGGGUAUGGACUUAGCUGUAAAUACGGAGUUUUUGAUUAAAAGGAAAUUGCUAUGAAUUUGAUUGAGUGGGUUAAUUCAAGACCUCCAUUUAAUAUUGAUAAUAAAUAGUUUUAUAAAGUACUUAGACAAGUUUCUAAUUUAUAAGAUGAUAUCAAACCAGAGGAACUAUACAAAUAAAUAUAACAGAAAUUUUUGUUUGAUUAAAAUGAAGAUAAUUAAGUAGAAGUUUUAGCUAGAGUUUGCUUUUUAGCAGUAUUUACCAGUGCUGUUAUGGAUGAAGAUAUGAUCAAAAUUAUAAAAAGUUUAGUUUUGAUGUUUACCCAUCCAUCAGAUUAGCUGCUGACAAACGCUUGUCUUGCUAUUUGUUAUUGCAUUAAAUAAAUAAUAAACUCAAACCUAGAUAGAAAAAGUAUAUUCGAAAAAACUAUGAAGUUCUGCCUCACUCAUAUCAUGGAUAGCUAAAUUAUUGAAAUACUCUAACAUUCUACAAAUCCUAUUAUGAAGGUAUUUGAUCAUCUUACUAUUUAGUAAUAGCCUCUUCAGUUCGCUGUUUACAUGGCAUUUUAUUUUUUCUACCAUAACUUUGGAUUUGAAAGUUCUCUUUAAAAUAUUUUCUCAUAUGGAGGUGAUAGUUGUUUAUUUGGUUCAAUUGUUGGCUGUUUAAUAGGCGCAAUUAUCGGUUUUGGAAAUCUUCCACAAACUCAAUUAUAAAAAAUGAUGAAUUUCAACCCUGAAAAUGUUAAAUUUUUCUUAAGGCCUGAGAGAUACAGUCCUAAGAAUGGGUAUAACAUUGCAAAAGAAAUCUUAGAAUUUUAUUUUUCAAAGGAAUGA
Molecule: messenger RNA, 3960 nt
Organism: Tetrahymena thermophila SB210
Lineage: Eukaryota; Ciliophora; Oligohymenophorea; Hymenostomatida; Tetrahymenidae
Product: ADP-ribosylglycohydrolase
Exons: 3
Source: RefSeq, a predicted model, not a curated record